AGUGAGCGAGUGAGACGAGGAGUCAGAGCUGAGUGAGUGGAGGCAGAUGAAGCGCAGUGGUUGGUCCAGCUCCUCCUCUCCUCUUCCUCCUCUGCAGCAGCAGCAGCAGCACCAACAGCUGCAGCAGGAGUUGGAUCAGACACGAUGGUAGCCGCGCACACUUCGUCUCAUCCGACGGAAUCUGCCGAGUGGAUUAUUUGUCUGGAUAAAAGACCAGAAGAGCGCUCGGGUGAAGAUGUUGACAUAAUCCUGGCUCGUCUGAAACAGGUGAAGGCUUUGGAGAGAUUCCACCCCCGUUUGCUGCAGCAGAUUUGCUUGUGUGGGUUCUACGAGCGCUUGGAGAAAGGAAUCACUUUGUUUCGCCAGGGAGACAUUGGUACGAGCUGGUAUGCUGUCCUGUCUGGUUCCCUGGACGUGAAAGUGUCUGAAACAUCAAGCUAUCAGGAUGCUGUCACUAUUUGCACACUGGGGACCGGCACGGCGUUCGGAGAGUCGAUCCUGGAUAACACCCCCAGACAUGCUACAAUCGUCACUCGGGAAUUCAGCGAGCUCCUACGCGUUGAACAAAAGGAGUUCAGGUCUCUCUGGGAGGCUGAGCCCAGCCACCCUACAGAAGAAGCUCAUAUCAGAUGCUAG
Molecule: messenger RNA, 636 nt
Organism: Fundulus heteroclitus (mummichog)
Lineage: Eukaryota; Metazoa; Chordata; Actinopteri; Cyprinodontiformes; Fundulidae
Product: rap guanine nucleotide exchange factor 4-like
Exons: 5
Coding region: 145-636 (163 amino acids)
Biological process (GO): spermatogenesis
Molecular function (GO): cAMP binding
Source: RefSeq, a predicted model, not a curated record